Messenger RNA from Aspergillus viridinutans, 3558 nucleotides. RefSeq names its product nonribosomal peptide synthase. The transcript has a single exon. The record is from RefSeq and is a predicted model, not a curated record. Gene Ontology annotation, molecular function: medium-chain fatty acid-CoA ligase activity. Gene Ontology annotation, biological process: fatty acid metabolic process. The coding region runs from base 1 to 3558 and encodes 1185 amino acids. Lineage: Eukaryota; Fungi; Ascomycota; Eurotiomycetes; Eurotiales; Aspergillaceae.
AUGCAGCCCAAGAUGGUCGCAGAGACCAAAGAUGAACGUCAGCGCGAGCCAGCUGAUAAUCUCGUAACGACAGUCGACAAAGUUGCUCAACGACAGCCCAAUGAUACCGCCGUGGUGUCUCUUCACCAGAAAGACCACCUUGACGUCGGUGUCCUGCGCUGGACUUAUUCGYAACUCCGCGAUGGCAGUGUCCGUCUGGCGCAUCGGCUCGCAGCUGCAGGCGUUCGAAAGGGCAGUCGCAUCGCUACCUUCUUGUAUAAUGAGAUAGAAUGGGCUCUCCUGUUCCUUGCCAGUGCACGGCUGGGAAGCCACUUUGUUCCCUUGGAUCCUCGACUGCUCGACACCCCGUCCGAAGCAGUCUAUCUGCUGAGAAAGAUCUGGGUGGAGGUAAUCUUUGUCUCCAACCUCACCAUGGCCGAAUCCAUGGAGGAGAUACUCAACAAAGAACUGAUGCCCCAGGUACUAUUAAAGGGCAUUGUCGCGCCCGUGACGGCCGGGCACAAACGGGAGGCUCUGCCGCGCGGUUGGAGGAGGUUAUCAUCAAUCAUGAAUGAGCCUGAUCCAUCCGAGAUUGUUUUGUAUGAAUUGAACCGCGAUGAUACAAUCCUUAUGCUGGCAACUAGUGGCACCACCUCGCGCCCAAAGAUCUGUCCUCACACAUCUGUUUCCAUCGUGACCCCAGCACUCGGCCUUGCAGAUAAUUGGUCGCUCACUCGUGAGGAUAUUAUCUGCCAGCACUUGCCAUCUUUCCAUGUUUUCAACAUUGCUAUGAACCUGGCCUUCUGGGUCGCUGGUGGAACCGUUGUGAUCCCAAGCCCCGAAUUCAACCCUGCCGCAACCUUUGAAGGUCUUACUUUCGGUUCACGAGUUUGGAUCGCCGCAGUAACGACGAUGAUCCAUGCCAUGCACACAUACUCGAUGGUCGCAGAGAAAGACCUUGCAUCACCGUACGGAAUUUGUCUCGGAGGAGGCCCUAUUACCCCGCAGGCUCUGCGGGAGUGCAGACUGCUCGGCGCAAGCAGGAUUGUCGCGGGCUAUGGAACGACUGAAGGAGUCGCGACGCUAUACAAUGUUAUGGAUGUGAAUGAUCCACGAGUUACGGAUGUACAAGACGGCGAUGAAAUAUGUCUGGGAUCAGCCGUGGCGGGGUCCCACCUUCGUAUUUGCGCUCCCGGAAGCAGGACACCUUUGCAGAGAAACGAAAUCGGCGAGCUGCACCAGGGAGGCUAUCCUAUCUUCGACGGAUAUUACCAAGGCAGCGAAGAGGAUAAUGCAGCUUGUUACAAGGAGGGAACGGUGCCCUGGUUCGCGACAGGGGACCGCGGGUACAUGGAUGAUGACGGGAAUAUUUAUCUCUUGGGGAGAUUUAAGGACCUGAUCAUUCGGGCCGGAGAGAAUAUCUCCCCAUUGAAGAUCGAGCAAUGUCUUGCUGGCCAGCCAGGUGUUGCCAGUGUCGUCGUGGUGGGAGCGCCCGAUGAUAUCGUGAGCGAAGUGCCAGUGGCCGUCAUCGAGACAUUCCAUCAUGAAGAUCGAAGCUUUUACCUCGGGCUUCAGUCUGUAGUGGUCCGAGAGAUGGGCCGAUCAUUUUCGCCCAAGUGCAUUCUCCAUCUCCAACAUGAUCUUGGCCGCGAGAAAUAUCCCACUACCACCUCGGGCAAGAUCAAGAAGAAUGUCGUCAAGGAAUGGGUAGCAGACCACCUUGGGGGAACCACUACACAGACAUCGCCCCGCACACAGACCCCGAGUAUUUCGGAGUCUAGUACUGUCCUCACUACCUCUUCUAUCACCUCUGCAGCAAAUGACGAUAUCGCCGGGGAACUCACGGCAUGCUGGUCCUCCGUUUCCGGGUUAGAUCCCCAGGACCUCAAGCCGGACAUGCCCAUUCGCACCUUUACCGACAGCACAAUGCUGAUCCAGUUCGUUCAGUUGGCCAAGCAGAAGGGAUGGAAGCUCACACUGAAGGAGCUAUUGACUGCCAACACCAUCGAAAAACAAGCCCAGCUGCUCAGUGGGACUCAAUUCCCACGCCCAAGCCCUCCGCCACCAACUGAAUCAGCGACUACAACGAUGAUGGCCAUCAAGAAAAAGCGGGUGGCCAUCCAGUUGGAAUUACACGUGGACGAUAUUGAGGAGCUUGUCCCGAUGACUGAUCUCUUCCGGAUGUUAGCGGUCGAUCGGCCAUUUCCGGGGGUCUGGGAUUUCCGUAUCGACUUCUCAGUCCGACGUGAUGUAAGCCCAGACAAAGUCGCGGUCAUCCUGGAGACAUGGCUACGACGACACGAGCUACUGCGUAGUGUGGUCGCAACUGUCGGGGAUGAGCCGCCUGUUUACGCGGUGAUGCAACCCAAUGAAUCGUGGCUCAGGCAACAGAUCAUCUUCGGCCCGGAGGUUGAUGACCUGCAUAGAGUCGCCGACUACCAGCUUGAUGAUUUCGUUGAUUCAAGCUAUGGUCCCCUUUGCAAGAUGACCAUUUUACCCCUCCGUCACGCGUCGCGAUGUGGACUGAUCAUGCACAUCCAUCAUGUUCUCUUUGAUGGGAUGGUGAUGGAACGCUGGAUCCGCGACCUCAAUCAUCUCUUCGACGGACAACCCCAGCUGAACUGGUAUCCUUACCGUGAAUUCGUUGCAAACUACGAAGUCUACCAAUCUACAAUUGACGCAGAGGAGUCUAUUCAAUAUUUCGUCAACAAACUAAGCGGUAUUGCCUCCGCAAAAGAUGCGGUCUGGGAUAUCCACCGCGUAUUUCAGAAGCUUGAUGAGAACUACAGCCCCCCAGUGAAGCCCAGUACCAACGUCACCCCUGCGAGAGCCAACCCCGAUACUCUACCAAAGCGUUUCAUCCACUUGCCCGAACUUCCACAGAUGCGCUCCCGGUUCGGAAUCUCCGCCCCAAUCAUUGCCCUAGCCGCCUGUGCAUUGAUCAACGUCCGAUACACCGGAGCACGCGAAGCCAUCAUCACCAAUCUUCAGUCCGGCCGAUCCUGGCCUACUGAGUAUGACCCUGGCGACGUCAACAUCUCUGUACUCGAAAUUGACGGGCCGACAUUGCAGAACCUCCCCGCGCGAAUCCCAGUCGCACCAGAAGACUCCGUCCUUGAUCUACUGAACAGAGUGAGAAAGGAACAGGAUGAAAUGAUGCUCCAUGAGCACGUCCCUAUCAAACGGGUUCAUGAACUGGUGUCACAGGGACGCAAUGGAGCCGAAGACGCAGCAGUCCUCUGGGAUCUCCUGACUACCCAGCUCUUUGACUGGCUGCUGGAGACAUAUAGCCAGGGUGCCGAUGAUGCACUCGAGCUGCUCCGCGAUACUAGUCUGUCGCGGACGCGCUGGGUGUGGCUUCCCCGUCUCUCGGAUGGCAAUGUGAUGCAUUGCAACAUUUACCACGCAGACGCAGACUUGCCUGUGGAUAAGACCAACGUUAUUGUGGAGGAGUACCUAUGCGCAGUGGCUUGGCUGGCUGACCCUGCUAAUGUGGAGAAACCUGUCUCGGCAAGCCGCUUUGAGGGAUAUAUGGUCGGAUCUGCAGAUUUCAUGUAUGAUACCCGCGAGAUUUCUUAA